Aspergillus caelatus is the source of this 2310-nucleotide messenger RNA. Its product is annotated as glycoside hydrolase family 72 protein. Gene Ontology annotation, molecular function: 1,3-beta-glucanosyltransferase activity. Gene Ontology annotation, cellular component: fungal-type cell wall; cytoplasm. The record is from RefSeq and is a predicted model, not a curated record. Lineage: Eukaryota; Fungi; Ascomycota; Eurotiomycetes; Eurotiales; Aspergillaceae. Gene Ontology annotation, biological process: fungal-type cell wall (1->3)-beta-D-glucan biosynthetic process. The transcript is spliced from 4 exons. Bases 533 to 2134 code for a protein of 533 amino acids.
CUCCACUGUGCAUGAAAUCCGACGGAUAAGAAUUUAAAUUCUCUGCUCGGAGAUAAGGCCAAAUCCACUCGGCAUCCACAUCCGCACUAUCUAGUGAUGCGCCGGCAGUUACCAUCGUCGUCCCACUCCGUCGUUCUAUCCAAUCUAAGAGCGACGGUGAAGAUCCGCUGCUCCAUGUCUAACGACAUUAAUGGCGAGCUAAGCUUUUGAGGCAUAGACCGAACUGCACAAUACAAGCGACACCGUGGCUGGUGACGCGUUCGAUGCUGUAUAGCGGGGCGGUCCUCCUGGCUUGUCGACGGCGGAUAAAGCAUAAUGAGACGUUGCUAUUAAUACCAGAUGGCAGAGUCUGCGGCGAGAAUUUAACAGGGGCAGCUGUCCUUUUCUCUCUCUCCCAGACUGUUUGGAGCGUUGUUGUUAUUGCCAGUCGCUCUUUUCGUAUCUAUACAUACAUUCCUGACGUUCGUUAUAUACCAUCGUUUUCUCAUCACUAAUUCCAAUACACCAACAAGCCUUCCUGUUCUACACGACGAUGAAGCUUUCGUGGGCAGUGGGAGCGGCCCUGUUGGGCACCGCUGUGGCCGAUGUCGACCCCAUCAUCAUCAAGGGCUCCAAGUUCUUCUACUCGAGUAACAAUACCCAAUUUUAUAUCCGUGGUGUUGCCUAUCAACAGGACUACUCCAGCAACGGUACCACCAAUGGCUCUAACAGCUACAAGGAUCCCUUGGCCGAUGCUACAGCCUGCAAGCGUGACGUGCCCAUCAUGCAGGAACUAAACACAAACACCAUUCGGGUCUACGCCAUUGACCCGACCGCCAACCACACCGUAUGCAUGCAGUUGCUGGCCGAUGCAGGCAUCUACGUGGUCUCGGAUCUAUCUGAUCCCACCCAGUCCAUCGACCGGAGCGAUCCCACCUGGGAGACUACUCUCUACUCUCGUUACACAUCGGUCAUUGAUGAGAUGGCUCAGUAUAAGAACACCUUGGGCUUCUUUGCGGGUAACGAAGUCUCCAACACAGUCGGUACGACGGAUGCCAGCGCGUUUGUCAAGGCGGCUGUCCGUGACAUGAAAUCCUACAUCAAGCAGAAAGGCUACCGCACCAUGGGUGUGGGAUACGCCACUAACGAUGACUCUGAUAUCCGUGUGAACAUGGCCGACUACUUUAAUUGUGAAAGCGAAGAAGAUAGCAUCGACUUCUGGGGCUAUAACAUCUACUCCUGGUGCGGUGACUCGUCGUACUCCGCCUCUGGCUACAAGGACCGCACGGAAGAGUUCGCCAACUACUCUGUCCCUGUCUUCUUCGCGGAGUAUGGUUGUAACGAGGUCCAGCCUCGUCAGUUCACCGAAGUCGAUGCCCUGUUUGGUGACAAGAUGAAUGGCGUAUGGUCUGGUGGUAUUGUCUACAUGUACUUCCAAGAAACCAACGAUUACGGUCUUGUGUCUAUCGUCGACAGCACCAGUGUCAGCAAGCUUGCCGACUUCACCUCCUACUCGAAGCACAUCGCCAGCGCCACCCCCUCUGGUGUGAACAAGGCCUCCUACACGCCUACCAACACUGCCCUGCAGAGCUGCCCGGCUGUCAACAGCGCCUGGAGAGCCACCCAGACCCCCUUGCCUCCUACCCCGAACGAGAACCUGUGUGAGUGCAUGUCUGAUGCCGCCGCUUGUGUCGUGAAGGACUCCGUCUCUAGUGACGACUAUGCCGACCUGUUCUCUCUGGUCUGCGGGUACACUACUUGCACGGGCGUGUCCCGCAACGGCACCACCGGAAACUACGGCGCCUAUGGCAUGUGCAGCCCCAAGCAUCAGCUCAACUUCCUCCUCAACAAGUACUACACCGAGCAGAACUCUGCUGCAUCGGCCUGUAGCUUUGGUGGCUCGGCCACGGUGACCUCGACCACUAAGGCGAUCGGCACUUGCUCCAGCCUGAUGAGCCAGGCUGGUACUGCCGGUACGGGUACCGUCACUUCUCAACCCACCGGUACCUCGGGAUCGGGCUCGUCUGCUUCUUCUUCCACCUCUUCCGGUUUGGCUCCUACCACGGGUAGCACUAUGGUGGCGGUUGGAUCUGUUCAGCUGGGCGCGUACAUUGUGACUGCUGUGUGCGCUGCAUUAUUUAUGAUUAUGCUGUAGAUUGGUUGGAUAGAUACGCGGAUUUUGCUUUUAAACUCACUUUAGUCGCUCCUUAGCUUUUCUUGUAUAAUAGAUCGUUUACAUCUUAGUGGACGCAUCUAGCAAUUUUGCGAUCUCUGACCAACACAAAAUAUCGCUGUAUUCAUUGACAUUUGGCAGAGCUCUGAGAAUAAUCG